GACAGAAGGGGUGGACAACUUUCUGUCAAAGGGAGUUGUGUGUUUGGAUUUGUUGAAAUCCAGUUAGAUUUGAACUUUGCCACUUUUCACCAUGUAAGAGUAGAUUUCAGUAGUGGAAGACCAAUUUAGACCCCAUUUCUUUCUUUAUUCAAACACACACUGUCUUUUUCAAAAAGAUAGUAUUGUUUUCCCCCUGCUAAAAUUAAGCUCUCAUUACUUGAAUUAUCUUUAAUUUGUAUUUCUACAUCGAAUGAGGUGGCCGUUAUGUUUUAAUUCUUCUUCUUGUUCAAUUCCCAUACCCAUCAACCAUGGCCUUGUCUUCUUCUACAUGCUUUUGUCACUCCCAAUUCUCACUUAAGACAGACCGCUGGGCACCUGCUUUAACAUCAAAUAUCCUAAGUAAUAUCAGGAGGAAUGAACCUGCAUCCUCUGCACUGAAAAGAAUAAACCCUGACAUUUUAAGUCAACAAGUUCGGAAACGAGGAAUCAAGCAUGGCAAUGGGUGCAGUUUCCUCAGAGGAUCAAGAGUAAUAUGUCAGCCUAAACUCCAAAAUCUUCUACAAAGAAGAAGUCACAGGGUGUCUGCUAUAGGGUUGCCUAGUUCACAAAUAGCCAGUAGUGUCUUUACGCUAGGAACAGCAGCCGUUCUUCCGUUUUACACCUUCAUGGUUGCAGCACCUAAAGCUGAACUUACCAGAAAAUUGAUGGGAAGCACCAUACCGUAUGUUGUGCUCGGACUUCUGUACGCAUAUUUGUUGUACCUCUCUUGGACACCAGAUACAAUUCGGCUGAUGUUUGCUAGUAAAUACUGGCUUCCGGAGCUGCCUGGUAUAGCAAAGAUGUUCUCCAACGAGGUGACGCUAGCUUCUGCAUGGAUUCACCUGUUGGCCGUAGAUCUUUUUGCUGCAAGGCAGAUUUAUCAUGAUGGUUUGCAAAAUGAUAUUGAAAUGCGCCAUUCUGUUUCCUUUUGCUUGCUAUUUUGCCCCAUUGGAAUUGUUAUUCAUCUCCUCACCAAAGCUGUACUAAGUAGUGUAGAAAGAGCAGAGCCUAGAACUCACUAAGAGAAAUUUAACCAUUUUUGCCUGUUUUUGGCUAAUGUAACUGUGAACAAGGUGUAAUUGUAUUCUAAAAUCCAAAAUUGCUUGAAGCAAUUGAAAUCGACUUACUUUUCAGCAAAUCUUAAAAAAUAA
Messenger RNA from Lycium ferocissimum, 1190 nucleotides. RefSeq names its product protein ABA DEFICIENT 4, chloroplastic. NCBI's taxonomy places the organism in Eukaryota, Viridiplantae, Streptophyta, Magnoliopsida, Solanales, Solanaceae. The record is from RefSeq and is a predicted model, not a curated record. The transcript has 6 exons. The coding region runs from base 309 to 1061 and encodes 250 amino acids.